Molecule: messenger RNA, 252 nt
Organism: Prorocentrum cordatum
Lineage: Eukaryota; Dinophyceae; Prorocentrales; Prorocentraceae
Source: the annotation of a GenBank genome assembly
GAGUUGUUGCAGCGGCGCGUGAAGAAAGCCAACCUCACGAUCAAGAGGCUUCAGAAAGAGAACAAGAACCUCAAGCGCAAGGUCGGCCGCUUGACGGCCAACCCCCAGCAACAACAGAAGCCUCAGCACAAGGUAUCGAAAGCUCGUUUGCCAUACUCGGUGUCGAACAAUUCGCACAUCGUCGUGGACGAGAAGGGGAUCGUCCACCAGUACAUGUGCCGCAAGGCGGGAGUGCUGUUCCAGUUCCCAUAA